This is a messenger RNA of Bombus pyrosoma, 1172 nucleotides long. RefSeq lists its product as uncharacterized. The record is from RefSeq and is a predicted model, not a curated record. Lineage: Eukaryota; Metazoa; Arthropoda; Insecta; Hymenoptera; Apidae. The transcript is spliced from 3 exons. Bases 141 to 515 code for a protein of 124 amino acids.
GAGCACUUAGGCGGGCUGGACUGCCGAAGCGAAAGGGUUAAACAUUUGCAGCUGAGGUGUUUUUCACUCGGGCGAGUCAACAACUCGAGAUGACUUUCCGCAUACUUGAAUGACGAAAUGGGCGAUAGAACGCCGUCUCAAUGCUAUUCGGAUAUGAGGAAGCUCGUCCCCUCGUCAGCCUUCAACGACUUAGUGCUGGCGACCUGGAAGAAACACCUCCCAGCGAUACUCAACAAGUACUGACUGCGUUGAGGAUAACGGAAACGAACGCCCUGAUCAAGGUGGCCGACAACAUCCACAGGAGGCACACCGGAAGCCGGAAGCACCCGAAUCACAACAGCCCGGCCUCUGUUACUUCCACGCGACGUUCCAGAAAAAGCCUACGUGACCUUGACCACGAACGGUUGCAGAACAUGUGCGUGGUGGGUCUAAGAAAAGACAAAAGGGAUGCGAGAGCAGUCAGAGAGUGUGAAUCGAGAAGUCAUUGUGCUGUCAAGAGAGUGUGGUCCUCGUGAGAGAGAACGUUGAAUCCGUUGUGGCGAGAGUUGCAAGUGAACCACUGAAUUAAUCUAGAUUAUAGCGCGUUAUUGUGACUAGUUCAUGUUAAACAACCAUCGUUCUUCUGUCUAAUCAACAUCUGUACAAUCCAUACAUUCUAAAUAAAUCAUAAAUAUCAGAAUAUAUAAUAAUAAUAUAUUCCGCGAUAUUACACAAAUGCUUCGAUCCUUUUGCUUGAUCGAAUUAAGAAAGAAUUAAAAAAUAUGUCAGUUAUAUGAAACAUAGGAUUUUGUUAAAAAUACAUUAUUUCUGUAUGAGGCGAUAUGUUAUUCAAAGCUAUUUAAUAUUGUUUCAUACAAUCUUUUCUAUGUUUUAUAAAUGUAUAUAUGUUUUUUAUGACUUACUAGGCACUAAGUUUAAACUUGGAUAACAAUUUUUAAAAGACAAAUUCACAGUUCGUUUUAAAAUUGUUUAUCAUUGUAUCUAUCUAUUGGAAACAUUUCCUGAGUCACUAUUUUAUUCCAUUCCAUAAACACUGUUAUAUUGGAUUUGUUAAUUUGGUUAUAUAGAUUUAUUGAAGCUGUUACACUGUUUAAAAAUUCGUAGCGGAAUUCGAGAAGUAUUCAAUUUUCUUUUGUAUGUAUUGUUGUAUUUACUGUUCAAUGUACUUUAUA